AUGGAGCAGCUGCUGGUACUUAGCGUAUUUACGGGGUGGACGAAUACUGUUGGACUCGACGGGCUUGAGCAACGCCCAUAUGCUGGGAUCGUGUUCACGUCACGCCAGAACAUGUGGAACGUAGCAAUAGCUUCGAAACAUCAAAAGGAAGGGAAUGCGAGGAAGCCUAUUCGCAGCUAUUGCGAGUAUCCGCUGAAGCGUUUUUUUGACACGUUCUUCGACUACCAGCUCGACGUUGCAACGUGCUCAAUUGAUCACACCCAGUACAUCCAAACCGCUCUCAAGAAGCAGUGGCCGCAAGUCCAUGUUGUGUCAUGCGCCAUCCACAUGCUGCGAAACGUUCACAAGCACAAGUCCUUGCUUCGGACCAUGGACAACUACAAGGUCAUUUGCACUCAAAUCCACCUCAUGCGAUCUGCACGGACGUGGAUGCAAUUUCAUACUAUUGCAAGUGUCGUCCUCAUGGACUGGGAAACAUCGCUCGCAGAGGAGGAAUUUGCACAGUGGUUCCAAGAAACCUAUUUGCUGCCCCCUGGGACGUUUGGUUUUUCGUUGCGUCGCUCACUCCUGGAAUUCCUGCACACCAACAGCACAUUGAGAGCCAUCAUAAGCUGCGAGUUGGUCCGCCUCAAGUACAAGUGCGAUUGCCUCGCGUAUCAUGAAUCAGGGUGGCUAUGUGCGCAUACGGUUGCUUGUUGCAACCUCAUCGACGACUUUCGACUUAAAGUUAAGGUUAACCACCUUGCCAACCCGGAAGUCAGUGGGACGUCCAAGGAAAAUCCCCUCCUCAUUGGAAAGCGAGCCGAGGCGUCGUUUCUUCGCUGUUCCUACGUUGGUGCGAAAGAUGGGUCUACAGCCACUGUCAGUUAUCAACUACAAGUGCUGCAAGGACUUUGA
Molecule: messenger RNA, 897 nt
Organism: Aphanomyces astaci
Lineage: Eukaryota; Oomycota; Saprolegniomycetes; Saprolegniales; Verrucalvaceae
Exons: 3
Coding region: 1-897 (298 amino acids)
Molecular function (GO): zinc ion binding
Source: RefSeq, a predicted model, not a curated record